AGUUGCAUUUCUGAGGACACAAACCGGCUUGUCUGAUUUGUUUUGAGCAAUACGUUUGCACGCGUCUCUCAAAAAAUGUUAGGACUUUCUGAAUUAGCUCUCUUGAGUAUUCCGUUGUUUUGUAUAGCAAUGGUUAAAAUAGUAAAUUAUAAACCUGAACCUAUUUUCAACGUUUAUCAAAGACCCAAUAGUUAUUACUGGAUAAAAGUAACUAUCAUGUUCAUUCUUCUAUAUGUUAAACAGCUAGUGAACAAGAUAAUAAGAGCUCUCAAGGAUAAGGACGAUCUUCAAAAGUACCAUAAAGAAUUAGAAACGAAUCAGAAUCUAUCCUCACACAAACAGGCAACAAAUGCUGUAUAUUUCAAAGGUAGUAGCGAAAACGGUGACCACAUAAUAGUAGCUGUAACUAGAAGAAUCAAUAAACUUGUUGAUAGCUACAUAUUUUUGAAAAUCAACAACGAGAAUAUUGGUCUUCUGGAAGGUUUACAAUUGCCAGAUACCACUUCAUAUCAAACUGAGAGUAACACAGGAUUUGAAGUUGAUGGUCUUUCUGUACAAUGUUUGGAACCCAUGAAGACAUGGAGGAUAAAAUACCAAGGAAAAAUGAAGAAGUCCAAGGACCCCUCAAUUAUUUUCAAUGUUGAUCUGGACGUGAAAUACACAUCCAACCUACCUUUAAUCGAUUUUGAAACCGAUAUAGAUCCACUGACAAUGGCCAAAUGUAUAGCUCUUGAAAAAUGGAACAAGGAGUUUUUUCAGUUGCUCAAAGGGAAUUCUCAAACGCUAUAUGAACAACAUGGUAAUAUCGAAGGAUAUGCUGCAAUAAACGGAAACACAUUCGAUUUGGACAUGUAUAGUUCUAAAAAUCGAAGCUUUGGACAACAAGGAGAAUGGAGAAAUGUGCACAAAUAUAAUUUACACAUGUUCUCAACUGAAAGUGGAGAUAGGUUCACCGUAGGGGAAUACUGUUUUCCGUUAACUCUUUCGAGUUUCAAAAUGGGAUUUGUUUAUUCAGCAACUGAUGAAAAAGUGUACCCCAUAACAUACAACGACUUCCAACUUUAUCAACAUGGUGAAUCUGGCAAUCCACCUUCAGAUUACGCUUUCACAAUUAUAGCAGGAGGAAGAACAUACACAAUAAAAGUAGAUGUAAUUGAUUCAUCCCACUUCUAUAUUAGUAAGGAUUGGGAAUGUAAGAUCAUCCAAAGAUUUUGUUCUUUUAAAGUAAAUUCGCUAAAAGGAUGGGGUACUUCAGAAUGUCAACAAAGAAAUAUGUUAGGAAGAAGUAUCAUUCAAAAUAAUAAUGGGAUAAACUCAAUGGCAAACAACACACAUUCGGAAAAUAAUUCAAAAUUAUUAUGUGGAAAGUACAGAAGUGUUUGUGAGUCAAAAAGUCAAUCAGAAAACAAUAUAAAAAUUAAGAUAAAAACGGAAAAUCGAAGACAGAACAAUACGGAACUUGUAAUAAACCAAGAAUUAAUUUGUGAGCAAUGUGAAAAAGUAUGUGAGUCACGAAUAGAAUUCUGGAAACAUCUAAGAACACAUGAUGCAAAAUAAAAUGGGACAAAACCAAGAAGUUAAGUACAACAUUCAAUAACAUUAUUGAAUUGAUUUAUCAGUAUUGCAGAAAGGUCCUUGGAUCUAAGAAGAUUUAUCGGGUUUUCUAACAUAUUAUGUAUAAAUUUUCAUACAAAGAUUCUGCAAGUUUAUUUCUGUGAUUAAAUUGUACAUAAAACCA
Molecule: messenger RNA, 1738 nt
Organism: Harmonia axyridis
Lineage: Eukaryota; Metazoa; Arthropoda; Insecta; Coleoptera; Coccinellidae
Exons: 7
Coding region: 76-1557 (493 amino acids)
Source: RefSeq, a predicted model, not a curated record